CAAAACGCUGUGGUUCAACCAUUUUUGAGUUUCUGACUUUUACUAAUCAAAUUUUGGUUGCAUCUCUCUUCAACAAUCCAUCCACAAACCCAACAUCAAAACGUCAUUGAUUCGAUCAAAAGGUUGCAAUUUUUUUGCUGGAAAUUUUGACCAGUCAAAUGGGUAUUCUCCAAGAAGCCAGAGAAAAUCAUGUCAAGAAGAAGGUUGAAGAAGCUUUACGCAGCAAAAUGAAGGCAAAGGCACUAAAAGAAUGUGAUCUUUUUACUUCAAAGUAUGCUGAAUGUGCUUAUGGAAGGACUCUAUCCGUUGUUUGGAAGUGUAGGCAACAAGCAGAGGAAUUGAAUAAUUGCCUUCAUCAAUAUACCAAUGACUCUGUUCUGGAAGAAAUGAAGAAAGAGUACAUGAUACAGGAGGAGGCCAAGAGCUCUGCUAGAAUUUGAGCUUAUAUCAUGUGUUUAAUUUGAACCGAGGAGCCAGGGAAGACCUAAAGUGCAGCGUGUCUUGACAUCGUGUGUUGGAAUAUCAAUGGUAUGGCAGCUACUUACAUCAUUUUCAAAGUCCCUUCCAUAGUUGUACAUCAAAAUUGAGCAAGAAUGUGGGCAAGUGCAAGCCCUGCUAGUAGGGUUUUACUGUAAUGAAGCACUACUGUUUUUUAGGAAUUUUGACAAUUAUGCACUGUAAUUCAAAUCCAUUGGCGUUGAAUCGAUCUUGGAGUUUGGAAUAGAUUGAUAAUUGGCCCAAAUUUCUUUCUGUUUAGUUUUCCUCAUCAUAUUUGCGAGCAUCUUUCAAAUUCUUUAUAUAAUAACAGAUAAUGGUGUUUGUAGCAACUGUGCACUGAAUAAAGCUUAUGUUACCUAGACUCGAA
This is a messenger RNA of Chenopodium quinoa (quinoa), 865 nucleotides long. RefSeq lists its product as uncharacterized. Gene Ontology annotation, cellular component: mitochondrion. Bases 159 to 440 code for a protein of 93 amino acids. NCBI's taxonomy places the organism in Eukaryota, Viridiplantae, Streptophyta, Magnoliopsida, Caryophyllales, Amaranthaceae. The record is from RefSeq and is a predicted model, not a curated record. The transcript has 3 exons.